AUGCUCGCGUGUGCGCGUCCUUCUCUCUCCCACGCAGCUCCCGACAUUUUUCCACUGCGCGCCGCUUUCCCCGCACGGUACUGGCACAAUUCUCCCCGCGCGUCUCAUCCGCACUUGCGCGCGCUUCACAACCUGGGAGUGGACGAACCGACGUUUCUGCGGGCGCGGUUAACGGAGCGGCCUGUACCGGGGCAGGCGCGAUGGCAGCCGCCUGCGGGGCAGCCGAGCCGCUGCUUCUUGCCACGUCCGCUGACGUACAGCUCGAGCAUUGCUGACGUGGAUCCUGACGAGAUAGCGCAUGUGUGGUACCACACGCUCAAGGUGGAUAGGGAGCCGAGGAAGGUGAUGAAGGCCAUGCGCCACAGCUACUCGAUCGUGGUGGUGAUGGACGAGUCGCAGCGCAGCCUCUCAGGCAAACGUGGCAAGACCAUUGGCGUGGGAAGAGCCAUAUCCGAUGGAUCCUUUGUGGCCACCAUCUGCGAUGUGGCAGUGCUGCCUGAGUAUCAGCAGAAGGGCGUGGGCAGACGAAUCGUUCGGAAGCUGAUCCAGGACAUGCAGCGAAGGGGACCCAGUGGGUAUGCUGUCUUCCCCCCUCCCCUCGCUCGCCGCUUUUUCUGGAUGAUGGGCUUCAGAUACGAGCGCAAUGUGCAUGAUUAG
Molecule: messenger RNA, 657 nt
Organism: Closterium sp. NIES-65
Lineage: Eukaryota; Viridiplantae; Streptophyta; Zygnematophyceae; Desmidiales; Closteriaceae
Source: the annotation of a GenBank genome assembly